Messenger RNA from Funneliformis geosporum, 1768 nucleotides. NCBI's taxonomy places the organism in Eukaryota, Fungi, Glomeromycota, Glomeromycetes, Glomerales, Glomeraceae. The record is from the annotation of a GenBank genome assembly.
AAAAAUCGAAGAUACGGGAACUCAGCAAAAAACAGAAAGAGGGGAUGAAAGGCAAAAGGAUGAAGAAACUAAUCUCCGCAAUCAAAUCAACGACAAUCUUUCACCAAUAAAGGAUAACUCUUCCAAUUCUAACUUCCUCCCUUCCUCCACUGAUAUCCAAAACCAUUAUAAUUCAGAUAAGGACAAAUCAGAAAUAGAAAAUAACCCUAACUUAAUUACUCCAGAACAAAAAGUGCAAGCCAAUGAACUCUUAAAAAUAGUAAUUAGUGGUGAGUUACUAAUUAAGAAAAAACGAUUUAAUCGAGAAAUCUUAACUAAACUAAUUACUGAAAAAAAGAAUAAUACUUUUCUUUAUCAAUUAUUAAAUAAAGAAAGUAGAAUAGAUAAAGUAAUUAGUAAAUUAGAAAGUAUUCAACAAUCUCAAAAAAAAAAAUAUCUCUGGGAAAUUGGAAUAAAAAAUAAAACAAUAAAGUCCGCCCAAACCGAAAUAGAUAAUUUAGAAGAAGAAAACGAGGAAUUAUUUCAAGAAAAUGAAAGUUUGCGGGAUGAAUUAGAAGCCGGAUUAAAAGAUAAACAAAAUAAAGAAAGUCGCCUUAAUAAUUUGUUUAAGCAGCGGCAAGUUUUUCAAAAUAGAUAUAAUACUGAAAAAGAAAAAGUUAGUAAUUUAGUCCUAGAACUCCAAAAAGAGCAAGCAAAAAAUGAUGAUGUUCAGCAUAAGUUAUUCGAAACUGAACAAGAAAAUAGGAUGCUCAAAUAUAAAAAUAUUGAGUUAGAAACUGAUUUAAACAAUGCUCUCCAAAAGAAAAGCGAAUUAAGAAAAAGGCUUAUUGAAAUCAAAAGGAGUCACAAGUCCUCAGUUCAAAAGGCUCAAGCAGCUAAUUUAUGCCGAGAUUUAAUUAAAUAUGAAAGUAUUGGGGAACUGGAAAAUGAUAAAGAUAAUGUGCUUAAACAAUUUAUUUCUCAAUCUACCGGUUCGCUAAUUGAAACGGUGGCUAAUUGUCAACAACAUUUAAAACUCACUGAUUUAACCCAAAUUAAAACUACUCACCCUAUGCCCGAAGGUAAAAGUUUAGAAGAUUUAAUUACUUUUUAUCACGCUAACCAAACUAAGACUCCAACUCCCACUCAACCAACCAUUACCAAAUUGGAGUCCGGAGAACCUAAUGAAACCAUAAUCGUGAACCAAAUCAUUCAAGAAUGUGAUUUAGGUCUUAACCAAAAUAGUAGUUUAAAUCAAGUAAUUAGCCAAAUUAAUAAACUAAUUAAAACUAAACCACCAACCAUUAAACCUGUCAACCAGCCAAGUGAUAAUCCGUUUGGCGAGAGUUUAGAAAAAAUUGCAGAGAUUGAUUUAAAUGGUUUAGAAAAGGAAUUAGGAAUUAAGUUGUCAAGUGAAAUAAAACAACAAAUCAAGCAAGCCACUAACUACCAAGAAUUAAGUUCCCUGAGAAAUCAAGAAAUUAAGAGUUAUUUAGAGAGAAAUCAAGGAAGUGUAAUAACUAGUCAGCCACAGCAAGAAGUAGUUAAGUUGUUUGGAAAAGAAAGAAUAGUCUGGGUCAGUUGGCUAGUGAUAAGUUUAUUAGUGAUCGGCGGUCUCUUAUUAAAAAUAAAGCCUUUAACCGCUAAAAAACCUAGUAGCAAAAAAGAUAAAUUAAGAGAAUAUAUUGAAAUGAAAAGCAAAGAGGAUAUUUUUGCGGAUUACGGCAAGGCUUUACAAGAUAAAGAAUUAGAAGCCGAAAAGGAAUUAUUAGAGAAUGACUUUGACUAA